AGCUGUACUGGACAAGUCUUGUGAAAUACUGAAUGUGAACAGACAGCCACACAACAAGAACAGCAGCAACAGCAGCAACAGCAGCCAUGAAGUUUCAAGCCCUUUUCUUCCUUCUGCUUCUCACCUGCAUGUACCUGAGUCUGGCACAAGGCUCGUAUGGUAACUGCUGCCUCCGCUACGCUAAGGGAAUGAAAGCAAAUGCAAAGAGAAACAUAGAAAGUUACAGGAUCCAGGAAACAGAUGGUGAUUGCAACAUCAGAGCUGUUGUGUUUCUGAUGAAGAUGAAGCCCGGACAUGUUAAACAGAGGACGGUUUGCGCCAAUCCACAGGACACUUGGGUCCAGCAGCUGAUGACUGUGGUUGGAGGAAAGCAGCAAUAGACCACUGAAAGGAGAGAAAGAGGAGGAGAAUGGGGAGAGAGACUGUUUGACCUCCCUGUCAGGCAUCAUGUAUCACCUUUAACCAGAUGGAACAAGUUUCAGUAGAUUAGGUAUUUCCUGUUGCUGACAGAGAAUGUAAAUCAUGUAUACUGUUCACUAUAACACGAACAUACCAUAUCCUCAAAGUUUUAGCCAGUAUAUAAACAUUCAUUUAUACGAGCCAUCACUAUGAUACUGUUCACUGUUCUGUGAUUUUUAUAGAGCCAGCUAGAAAUGAGCCACUAUUUGGCAGCUUUUAAAUGUAUUGGCUGUGUGUGUGUGUGUGUGUGUGUGUGUGUGUGUGUUGUAUAUGAGUGAGUGAUGUAUAUGUAAAAACCACUUUGGGAUUAAACUGAGAGUUUUUUCUAUUUUUUGUAUAGAACAGAUUUCCAUAUUUUUGUAUCAGCACUCUGCAGUUUGUGUCUCUAUAUCAAAUAAAGAAGCAAUACAAACAAAGAA
This is a messenger RNA of Lates calcarifer (barramundi perch), 878 nucleotides long. RefSeq names its product chemokine (C-C motif) ligand 25b (gene ccl25b). The record is from RefSeq and is a predicted model, not a curated record. NCBI's taxonomy places the organism in Eukaryota, Metazoa, Chordata, Actinopteri, Centropomidae. Gene Ontology annotation, cellular component: extracellular region. The coding region runs from base 87 to 380 and encodes 97 amino acids. The transcript has 5 exons. Gene Ontology annotation, molecular function: CCR chemokine receptor binding; chemokine activity. Gene Ontology annotation, biological process: G protein-coupled receptor signaling pathway; inflammatory response; chemokine-mediated signaling pathway.